AAAGUAUAUUGUAGCAACAAGGGAAGGAACACACUGCUAGAUGUAUUCCAAUUAAACCAGCAACGAGUUAAUAACUAACGUUAGCUACAUACCAAUUCUAAGUAAUGAUAUGCUAAAGUUAACGUAAACCACAAAAGAAGAAGCAAAGUAGCAUUAGCUGACGUUACCUUCGUAUCAACGUCGGCGAGACAGUCCCGACGGAACUCAUCAAAAAGCCCCCGGUUCUUCAGAUGCUCCACAAUCAUACCGAUCAGCUGUGGGUCUCCCGGAGGAAGGUUGGCCGCACCGACGUUAACGUUACCGCUACCCUCCGCCAUGCCAAACCGAAGUAAAAGAUUUGCUUGUUAGUUACGUACCUGCUGGCUAGCUACAUGGAAUGCUAGCUGAGCCGUCGGAGCUUGUAGUUUUGGGCAGUUUUCCAACAAGAUAAUAUGCUUCUCUUCUUCUUUGGGGUUUUACGGCAGUUGGCAUCCUAUGCGUUGCACUACUGCCUCCUACUGAUGAGUGGUCAAUCAAAUGCCAACAAAGACUUUUUGGAUCAGCUGCGGAUGCAGGAGCUCUAUGACCGGAGAAAUGAGGACGGCUCCUCUGACCCCAACACCUACAUUGACCCAGAGGAUGGGACUGUGUAUGACUGGGACCAUGAAAAGAAGGCCUUUUUCCCUCAAAUAACAGAGGACUUCAUUGCAGCCUACCAGGCCAACUAUGGCUUCACUCAGGAUGGCCAUCCAGAUGCCAACAACGCUGCAGUGAGCAGCUCCAACCCAGCAGCCUCAGAACCAGACAGCAAGCCCUUAGAAAAGGAGAAACCAGAAAAUGCUACCCAAAACCCGGACCCAGACCAGGAUGAAACUGCAGCUAAAGAAGCCAAACAUAAAGGGGAGAAGAGGAAAGCAGAUCCAGGAUGGUUUGAUAUCGAUGACAAUAAAAACACAAACGUCUAUGUAUCAGGCCUGCCUCCUGACAUCAGCAGUGAGGAGUUUGCUGAGUUGAUGUCCAAGUGCGGCAUUGUUAUGCGGGACCCCAUUACAGAAGAGUACAAGGUCAAACUCUACAAGGACAAAGAGGGAAAUCUGAAGGGAGAUGGCCUCUGCUGCUAUCUCAAGAAGGAGUCAGUGGCAUUGGCUCUGCGUCUUAUUGACGAGUCAGAGGUCCGAGGUUACAGACUCCACGUGGAAGCAGCACGGUUUGAGCUAAAGGGCCAGUAUGAUGCCAGCAAAAAGAAGAAGAAGAACAAAGAUUAUAAGAAGAAGAUGCAGCAGCAACAGAAACAGUUGGACUGGAGGCCAGAGAAGCAAGGAGAAGUGAGGAAGAGACAUGAAAAAGUUGUCAUCAUUAGGAACAUGUUCCACCCCAGUGACUUUGAGGAAGACCCACUGGAGCUGAAUGAGUAUCGCGAGGAUCUGCGGUCAGAGUGUGAGAAGUUUGGGGGGGUCAAGAAGGUCAUCCUCUUCGAUAGACACCCAGACGGCGUGGCAUCAGUCGCAUUUAAGGAGCCUGAGCAAGCUGAUGCAUGCAUUCAGUCGUUUAAUGGUCGCUGGUUUGGAGGAAGGCAGCUGACUGCUGAGCUUUGGGAUGGAACGACAGACUAUCAGGUGGAAGAGACAACACGUGAGCGGGAGGAGCGACUGAAGGGUUGGUCUACUUUCCUGGAUGGAGGCAAUCAGGGCCAGCAGAACAACACCUCCAAGCCAGCAGAGGGCAGCACCACCACUACAGAACCCACAGAACCCUCCAGCACCACGGAGCCUGAACAGCAUCCAAAAACAGAACCACAGAAACAGGAAGAGGAAAGGGAAGCAGACUCUACAGACAGCAGCCUGGCAGGAAGUGAUGAUGAGGAAGCCUAGAUACUGCACAUCUUUGGUCCCUAUGGCAACCGAUUAGGACAUUCCUGCUUAAUUGUGAACUGUGGCAAACCUCUAUAUUGAGCAGGCAAGGAGGAGGGAGAGGAGGUAUUUUGACAGUUGGAGCCGUUUUGUAAUGUAGAAAAAUAAAAUUAUGGUUUUUGUCUACCCUAUUUUCAUCAUUUAGGUUGACAGUGUAAUUAGACCUGCACUUGUCUAGUAUAGCCCACCUUUUGCUGAAUUUCAGUGUGCCAGUUCGUUUAGUUUUGUGCUGAUAACCCUAAAAUAUGAAUGAAUUACAAAAGACACCAGACUGAAACUGUGUGGGAUUUGAGUUGUAGAAAAUUGUUCAGCUUUAGUGAUCAUAACACUUUAUUUUAAAUGAUAACAAUUCACUCUGGUUUGUUCUUUACUUCUUGGAAUAUAGAGUUUCAAAAACAGCAGAAUUGGAACCCAAACAAAAGCUAAAUAUAUAUUGUUUAAUUAAUGGCUUUGCAGUUCAGCAUGUCAUGACCGUACUGUUGCUGUUGCCUAAGAUAGUGUCUCUUUUUGUAAUCAGGGUUUUGAGGUUUUUAGAUACUCCUCCAAUAUCUUUUAACACUACUUGUGAAAUUAAAGUUGUCAAAAGACAAUCAAGAAAAAAAUGAACGUACAGAAGAUAAAUAGUACACCCACUUAUAUAUGAAUGCAAACAAAAGUAGAUAGAUAAUGGACCUGUUUCCAGUAUCUGGAUCUCUGAGGUGGUAACUAUGGUAAUGUGCUAAGACAGACCUAAUAUUUCAUAUACCAUUUUAUUUCUAUGACAAAUAUACACCCUUUGGAUGCUCUCUUGUAAAUAAAAGCAUUGAUGCGUUUAAUAAA
Molecule: messenger RNA, 2708 nt
Organism: Perca flavescens (yellow perch)
Lineage: Eukaryota; Metazoa; Chordata; Actinopteri; Perciformes; Percidae
Gene: htatsf1
Product: HIV-1 Tat specific factor 1
Exons: 10
Coding region: 432-1850 (472 amino acids)
Biological process (GO): mRNA splicing, via spliceosome
Cellular component (GO): U2-type spliceosomal complex; U2 snRNP
Molecular function (GO): RNA binding
Source: RefSeq, a predicted model, not a curated record